Aedes albopictus (Asian tiger mosquito) is the source of this 4771-nucleotide messenger RNA. Its product is annotated as peripheral plasma membrane protein CASK. Gene Ontology annotation, molecular function: calmodulin binding; calcium-dependent protein serine/threonine kinase activity; ATP binding. NCBI's taxonomy places the organism in Eukaryota, Metazoa, Arthropoda, Insecta, Diptera, Culicidae. Gene Ontology annotation, biological process: protein autophosphorylation; peptidyl-serine phosphorylation; intracellular signal transduction. Gene Ontology annotation, cellular component: cytoplasm; nucleus. The coding region runs from base 2885 to 4291 and encodes 468 amino acids. The transcript is spliced from 12 exons. The record is from RefSeq and is a predicted model, not a curated record.
ACUUUAUUUACAUCUAGAAAUUCGUUUACCCGUACUAGCUUUUAGUAUGAUUAGAUCGCUUCAGUUCUGAUGGGCAUUCACAUUCGGUUCGGUUCGCGUUUUGGAUUCUGACAAGAUUCUCCGGGGAUAUCUUAUUCGAUUCGGAUCGGUCGUCGUCGAUCCAGGAGAAAACAACCUGUUACGCGCGGGGUCACGAUCACAGUCAGUGCAGCAGUGUGGGAAAAGUGGGUGGUGCACGGUGUGGUUCGAAGGAAUUUUGUUUGCGUAAACAAGCAAAGUGGUUGACCGGAUUCCCUGUGCUGUGUGAUCGGGCGUAUUGCGGGUUCGCGACGAAGACGGCGACGGCGGUGGAUUUUGGUAGUGUGCGUGUGAGAACUUUUCCUCCCCAUCAAGAGGAGGAAAAGCGUGAGAGCCACUCCCACUGGCAUACCCCACCCACCGGUUGUGCAUGUUGUGUGUAUCUCAAAAUCAGGUGGUGGUAGAGCGUCAGGACAAUCAGCAUCUGAGUACCUGUCCGGGAGCGACGCGCGGGUGCGCCUGAAAAUGAGUGCUCGGUGAGAGGUUGGUCGAUUUGGGCAAUCUCGGUGGAUUGUGUGAACUUUUCACGGUUUGGUGUCGUCGGUUCGGAUAUGUGUUUUCCUGCCAUUCGAGGGUUCAAAGUCACGUAGAGUGCGCUAGUCUUGGCUGAUCUCGAGGUUUGCCAUGGUUCGGAAGGUGGAUUAACUUGUGAGAAUACUGGACGACACAAAAAGUCAGGCAGAGAGCGAAGAAGUUCGAAGAAGGCGGUGUGGUGCUUCUGUGUUUUUUGGUUGCGACUUCUGACGGGGUGCGAAUUUUUCACGGUUCGGCCUCAGGCCUGUUACUGUAAACGCGAGUGUGCUUUCUUGAGUUUUUCGGGCGGUUUCUGAGUCUGUGGGAAUGCGGAAGACUUGAAUAGCUGAAGUCAUCGUGCUGGAGAAUCUUGGGAGCCUGUAGACAGUGUGGUAUGAGUUUUGGACUACUUGGAUUUUGAAAGGUGAAAAAAAACGCCCCACCCUCCGUGCACCCAGGCACGGAUUGGAUAAGAAGGCCGUGUGUGUUGACAGGCAAACUGACUUCAGGGCGUGCUGCGAUUUAGCGGUGGAUGGUGAUUACGUUCCUGCUGAUUGAUUGCCAUCGGAUUCUGUUUUUUUCUUCGGGAACGGAAGCUAUUGUGUGUGACUCCCGAUUAUAAUUGCUAGACAUUGACAGUAAUUGAUCAUUAGGCUGUAGUGAUUUGACAGUGGCAGUAAGAAACGGCCUCGCAUCCUUGGCGUUUGUAUGUGUUUGUGUGGAGUCAGGAAAAGCGUCUCCGUCGGUGGAGAAAGUGGGGGUUGGAAAAGUCGGAAGAAAUCAGGAUCGUGAGUGUCUGUGAGUUACCUGUGUUGGAUCCUGACCAAGUUCUGGUAAACAACUUGUGAGUGUACUGGAGGAAAGCGCACGUGUGAGUAACGGCACGGGAUUGUAAGUUGUAAUCCCCGGCGUGACACGUGUUUGAGUGUGGCUGUGAGUUACCGGUUCGUCGGCUGGUGAAAACAACGAGAUUAAUUGGUACUUGGAGUUCCAGGAUCAGAAAAAGUACGGAAGCUGCCGAAGGUUGACCAGCUUUGUCGGUUAGUGUUACAGGAGAACCCGAGCUGAGCAGACACACCGGCUCCAUAGAGGGUACCUGUUCUAGGACCUGUUCCCCGGGUGUCGGCCUGGAGAACCCACCCAACUCUCUGGAGCUCUCCGUCCACACCAGAUAGGGUGUGCAGGGCAGAGAGGAUAAACACACUGUUGAGGUACGGUUGGUUAGACUACGUUGGUAUCCAGAAGAACCUCUCGCCGCAGGACCCCUCAUCUACGGAGAAAACAAACGACAACGAAGAUUACUUACUCGCAAAACCACUAGGCCAGUGUUAAGCUAUAGCUAUUUUUCGCAUAGUGGCGCCACCUGGGCAAAUCAGGAAGUGUGAAACGGUUCUAUACGGUGUUUAUCCGGCGUAACGCGGGACCUUCCGAGUGCGUGACUGGAAUUAUCUUUCUGGUCUCGGGAACGCGCGUCUUUUUUUCCGUUUUGAACCAAUUUAUUUUUGUUUUCUUUUCCUGUAUCGUGUUUUCCGUACGUGUCCGCGGCUGCCCACCGCUAGUGACCAGUGUGUGAUGAUUUAUUUACGCUAGGAAAUCUGUUUAUCCGCCUUUCGAGGGAGGUGGCGCUCGCGUUCAUAUGUGAAUGCGCUAAAGUUGGAGAAUGGGUUACGGCGAAACGGCCUCAUAAAAAGAUAUAUUCUCAACGCGUUUAAUUACAUCACAAACCAUUCGGCACAGCAAAUUGAGUUGGAUGAAUAUCGACAUCGGAAACUGCACCAUAGCUUGGGAAAAUAAACAAGAAAAUAUCUCAAUCGAAGCCGAACAGCGCAGCGAUCCGUCGACAUUUCCAGUCGCAGCCAGUGACCCUUAAAAUUGGAUUGUGUGCUGCCGCUAGACGAGCCGUUUAUUAUCAUAAGCAAAUAUUGAAUGAUGAGUAGAGCAGAGAGCGUUUCGCUGAAGCGAUAACGAAAUUCGGGUGAAAAAGUGCCAAGUAAGCGCUCCAAAAAAAGAAACCACGUGAGAACGGUGAAAGAAGAAAUAACACAAAGAAACCAACCGGAAUCAAUCCAAAGAAUAUAGGAAGAUAUUGUGGAAAAGUAUUCUUGUUCAACACAGCAACAACAACGGUGUUGGAGUGCUGAGUAAGCGCGACAGUCAGUCAGUGGUGGAAAAAGUCCAGUGUAAAUAGACGGGCGUCGUCGUCGCAUCUGGUAAAUUUAUAAAUAGGCAGACCAACAGCAGUAACAACAACAACAACCGAGAGAUAGAACCACCUAAAACGUUAUCACACACCAUGGCUGACGAAGAAAUUCUGUUCGACGAUGUGUACGAGUUGUGCGAGGUGAUCGGAAGGGGUCCCUUCUCGAUCGUUCGUCGGUGCAUCCAUCGGGAGUCCAACCAGCAGUUUGCAGUGAAAAUUGUUGACGUUGCAAAGUUCACCGCCAGUCCCGGUCUCAGCACGGCUGAUCUGAAACGGGAAGCAACAAUAUGUCACAUGCUGAAACAUCCCCACAUCGUCGAGCUGCUCGAGACGUACAGCUCCGAGGGGAUGCUCUAUAUGGUUUUUGAAUUCAUGGAAGGAUCGGAUAUCUGCUUUGAAGUGGUCAGACGUGCUGUAGCCGGGUUCGUGUACAGCGAAGCAGUAGCAUGCCACUACAUGCGACAGAUUCUGGAAGCGCUGCGCUACUGCCACGAGAACGACAUCAUCCAUCGCGAUGUGCGGCCGGCGUGUGCCCUGCUGGCAACCGCCGAUAAUUCCGCACCGGUGAAGCUGGGCGGUUUCGGAUCGGCCGUUCAGAUACAAAACGGACGCGACUCGGUGGACGCGAACGACCAACCACUCCGGUUGUACUUGAGUCCCCGAGGAAAGCUCUACCUAAAAUCCGACGGCGAGGGUCGAAUCGGAUGUCCGCACUACAUCGCCCCGGAGGUGGUGACCCGGCUGAUUUAUACCAAAGCGUGCGACGUCUGGGGCGCAGGAGUGAUGCUGCACGUGCUGCUUUCGGGACGGUUGCCUUUUCAAGGUUCCGGCAAACGACUGCAGGAGGCCAUUGCGCGGGGACGGGUGAUGCUCGACACACCGGAAUGGAAAAACGUCUCUUCUACCGGCAAGGACCUGGUACUGAAAAUGCUUUCCCCGAAUCCAAAAAACAGGCCAACCAUCUCGGAAAUCCUCGAGCAUCCUUGGAUAAGGGACCGAGACAAACUUCAACGGAACCACCUGGGUGAGACGGUAGAGGAGCUCAAGCGCUACAACGCCCGACGCAAGCUGAAAGGAGCGGUGCAAGCGGUCGCCGGUGGGGUCGCUAUGGAUCCUCUUUGCUGCGCCGAUACCGACUCAAUGGCGAUCGGGACCGCCUCCGAGAGCCUGAACGAAUGGGCCGACGAAGAAGCCGGUCUGGAGGCCAUCCAGAAGGUUCUCGACUCAUUAGACGACAUUACCGCUUUGCAAGACACCAACUGCGAUCCGGAAGUGCUGGCCAGCAUGCUGCGCGACGUCAAGCUGCAUGAACUGCUCCAGCUAUACGAUAGAGUUAGUAGUUCCGUUAUCAAUCCGGGGCGGGCCCCCACGGGUGAUGCCAUCAGCCGCUGCCGGGAUGCCAUCGAUGCCAUCAGUUCGGCGCCGGGCCACAAGUACGGCCGCGAAAAAGGAGAACUCAUCAAUCUGCUAGGAUCGCCACACAUACAGGUAAAACGAUGAAUGAAAUAACUUAUAAGGUAAGUUAACGCCAAAAGAGUUGCAACGGUUAGUAUUUUGAGUAAUGAUUUGAUGCAUAAAAGCAAACUCCCUGUUUAUAAGUCGUGUUCGAUGAAAUUCUGGCGUAGUAUUUAAAAGGGCUUAUUUACAAAACGUAAACGUUGAGAAAAUCGCGUACUACAAAUUACGAAUACUUCUUCUUCUUCUUAGUGGCUCUACGUUGCCACUGGAACUCGGUUUGCUUUCUUUUCUUUGAGCACUUCCACAGUUAUUAAUUGAAGAGCUUUCUUUGCGAAACUCAGAAGGCUAGAUCCAGUUAGAUUAGUCAAUGAAUCUCAUUCUAGUUAGACCCUUUCAUUAGUGCUUGUUUCAGUUCGGACCUUUUUCAUUCACCGUAUUUUUUUUUUUUAAUUUUCAUUUUGACUUUAUUCUUAUACGAGAAAAAUAAAGUGUAAUCUACAUUGUUUCCUACAGAGUCAAUCG